AUGUCUUUGAAAUGGAGAAGACUACAUCUGUCGCGGCAGGGGGACUUGCCUCCGCUGCUGUUCAGAUACUCUAUAGCAGCAAACGGCUACGAGCUGUUCAUGACUGAUCUGACGAAUAUCUGGACGGAGCGCAUGAGUCGGCGAGACAUCCUCAGGAGAGCCGAUGAAGAUGCUACGACAAUCGAUCCGAGCGAGGAUGUAGAGCAGUUCAAGGUCCUCCUCGAGAAGAUAGGGGAAGCUCUAGAAAACAAGCCGGGGGCCGCGGCAUCGCUCAAUCCAAGAUCGCAAGUUGAUUCUCUGAAACUCAUAGUCUCAGUCAAACUCCCUACUCCCUUGAGGCCUCUGACAUGGACGGCCUACCUUACCAAGGAACCCGCGUCUUCCACGUCUCGGCAUCUGCUACUUCCAUUACUCAAAGCAGAGGCGGCGUGGGAGCCGCGCCAACAGACUCUACUGGAUCAACUCAACAGAAAGGACUGGGCCCUUGGCAAGCUAUUCGAGAAGAUCGAGAAUAUGGGCAUUGAUCUGAGCACCAUCUUUCCUGGCGUGACUGGCCACCGAAGAGCCCACGGCGAGACGCUGCUGUCCCAAGCAGCCAGGUACAUCAAGGGCGUGGCGCCCUUUGACGAAGCAGAAUGGCUUGGUGAAGUCGCGAAAUCGUCCCCGGAAUCAAGCCUCGCAGCCAACAUGGUGGCAGAGCUCACUGGAUUUGAUGAAACCAAGCAUGUGGAUAGCCUCGAUCCGCCCCCAGACGGAUGGUGGGAGAAGCUUACAGCAGAGGAACCCGCGACACUAACGCCCCCCGGGCGCGAACAAGCCCAGGAGCCGACGGAGAAGAAACAUGCGGAACACGAUACGGCGAUGGAAACCGAUACAGACACGGGCAAUGAUGACCUCGACGGUGAUGAUGAAUUCGAGCGACAAGAAACACCCCCCAGAUUAAAAAAGCCCACAGACCAGGAGAGAUCGUCUCCGGCUGCUACGGCGUCUACCACCGCCGGGACGGCCGAUGAAGCAACCCAUGGCCACAAGGCCACAUCCGAAGAUGAACCUACUAAACACGAAUCCCCAGCAAAAAAACCCAAAGGGCUGGGGGUGAUAGGCGGCAAGAAACAAACGCGGCCAAAGCCACCAACGCCUCCACGGGCCCAUGUCGCUUCGGAACCCACAGGCCCAGCAACACAGCCCAAGCACGACGACGACGCAACGGACUCAGACCUCGACCAAUCACCACGCGCAGCCCCCAGGGCACCAGCGCCCGCAGAGCAAAAGAAACCAGCACCCAAGUCCCACGGCCUAGGCGUGAUCGGCGGCAAGAAGAAAGAGAAAUUCAAAACACCGACUCCCCGCACCUCGCGCUCCCCAGACCCAGCCCCAGCCCCAGCUCCAGCUCCAGCUCAGUCACUGCCAAAACGCCCAGGGAAGCUGGGUAUGAUUGGGGGUAAAGCCCGCAAGCUCCGCGACGCUGCGCCUGAGACCCAGACUCGGGCAGAGGCAGAUGCACAGGCACAGGCGCGCUCUGAAACUCCGCCUCAGGCGAAGUCUGAGAGCACCGAGGAUCUUCCUGUUCGGGGGACUGUGAAGAAGUCGGCUUCGUCGUCGGUAGCGCCGCCUCCGGAACCUCCGCGGGAGGAAACCGAGCAUGAGCGGGCGGACCGAAAACGGGAGGAGUUGAAGCGGCAGCUUGAGGCUAAGAGUAAGGCUCCGGCGAAGAAGAAGAGGAGGUUCUAG
This is a messenger RNA of Aspergillus clavatus NRRL 1, 1731 nucleotides long. RefSeq lists its product as uncharacterized. The transcript is spliced from 2 exons. Gene Ontology annotation, molecular function: DNA end binding. Lineage: Eukaryota; Fungi; Ascomycota; Eurotiomycetes; Eurotiales; Aspergillaceae. Gene Ontology annotation, cellular component: nucleus; DNA ligase IV complex. Gene Ontology annotation, biological process: double-strand break repair via nonhomologous end joining. Bases 1 to 1731 code for a protein of 576 amino acids. The record is from RefSeq and is a predicted model, not a curated record.